This is a messenger RNA of Cylindrotheca closterium, 495 nucleotides long. NCBI's taxonomy places the organism in Eukaryota, Bacillariophyta, Bacillariophyceae, Bacillariales, Bacillariaceae. The record is from the annotation of a GenBank genome assembly.
AUGCUCUUCACUGACAACAACAAGCUUCGAAACAAUAGCUACAGCUAUCCAAGUGCUUCCGGAGACGGCCUACUCUCACUUGUGAAGUGCCCUUUCGUCCUCCCUGCUUUAGAAAUGACAGUCUCAUCUUCUUCCGUUUUUUGGACACCACCACUUUCUUUUGAGAAUCCCUUCGAUGAUCUAAGCAUGAAGCCUAUGCCACUCAGAUCACAAGUCCAAGUGACAAACGUGCAAGAUGUUCCUGGCGAAGAAAGCACAGCUCGCUUUCGCCCACAUCAAGAGAAACAAUGGCAAGCUCAGUUCCGAAAGCUGGUCCAGUUCAAGCUUGUGAAUGGACACUGCUGUGUUCCUCAUUCCUACUCAUCGGAUCCUAUCCUUGCUCGAUGGGUCAAGAGACAGCGAUAUCAAUACAAGAAGUUUCACGACUGCGACCCCACCUCCACCAUGACGACCCGCCGCAUUCAGGAGCUUGAAUCCAUCGGUUCCAACUGUUGA